CCGACUUUCAACAUGGAAGACGAGCAGCAGAGAAGACCCACACCAGCAGAUGGUGGCGAUGAUGAUGCAGACCUUGAUGCGCUGUUUGAUGGGGCACUGAACCUGUACGACCAGGUUGUCGUGGAGGGUGAUAAGAACGCGGCUCAAACAGCAGCAACAGCAGCACAAGCAGCUAUGACCGCAGAAACGCCGAGGGCACGGGCGCCUGCAACCACGCAGGAUGCUGAUGAUGAUGCUGGUGAUGAUGAUGACGAUGAUGAUGCGCUUGGGGACUCGCUUGCAGAGGGCCUGCUGAAGGGCCUGGAGGGAUUUGAAACAGACGACAAGGCUGUGCAGCUCAUGCAACAGCUCAUGUCUGCCAUGGGUACGCCAGAGGACAGCACACAGCCAGUACCGAGCACGGGCAGUACCAAUGACCAACACGACAGGAAUAAGCACCCCCAAGAACACCAGCAGCAGGCGCAGCAGGCACAGCAAGCGCAGCAAGCCAACACCCCAGGAUCGUCAUCAUCGUCCUCAGCAUCGACUAGCACGUCGGCGAAACCGCGAGCCCAGUCGCAGCCGGAUGACUUGAGCGCCGAGUUUGCACGCAUGCUUGAGCAGAUGGCCACCCGCGCUUCACAGGGUGCCACCGCACCGGAAGCCGGCAGCGGCGGCGUCAACGAGGCCUCGCUGGACGAGCUGGAGUCGAUGGUCGACGAUCUACUGCGGCAAACAGGCCUCUCGGUCAGCAGCGACGACGACGACGACGACGACGAUGAUGAUGAUGAUGAUGAUGGGGCUGAGGAGCAUGGGGAGGGGACGUCUGGCGUUGGUUUGGGGCGAUCGAAGCAGCGGCGCAGGCAACGAUCAGCGGAGGAUGGGCAGCAGCAGCCGCCUGACGACCUCUUUGAUGACAUCCUGCAGACGUUUCUUGCCAAGGAUCUUGUCUAUCCGUCACUCAAGGAGCUUCGUGACAAGUACCCGUUGUUCCUGGAGGAGCGCGGUGCCGUGCUCAGCCCGUCAGAGUGUGCGCGGUACACGUGCCAGCACGAGAUUAUCACGCGCAUCUGUGUGGAGUAUGAGCAACCCUCACCGCAGCUUGACACUGUUACCGAUCUCAUGCAGCAGAUGCCCCCGUACGGAACACCCCCCGAAGAGCUGAUGAAGAGCGUUGGGUGUGGAGGUGGAUGAGUCUGGGAA
This is a messenger RNA of Salpingoeca rosetta, 1182 nucleotides long. RefSeq lists its product as uncharacterized. The record is from RefSeq and is a predicted model, not a curated record. The coding region runs from base 13 to 1173 and encodes 386 amino acids. Gene Ontology annotation, cellular component: peroxisomal membrane; peroxisome. NCBI's taxonomy places the organism in Eukaryota, Choanoflagellata, Craspedida, Salpingoecidae. The transcript is spliced from 5 exons. Gene Ontology annotation, biological process: protein import into peroxisome membrane.